This is a messenger RNA of Hansenula anomala, 1713 nucleotides long. RefSeq lists its product as uncharacterized. Gene Ontology annotation, biological process: carbohydrate transport; transmembrane transport. Gene Ontology annotation, molecular function: carbohydrate:proton symporter activity. Gene Ontology annotation, cellular component: membrane. The transcript is spliced from 2 exons. The record is from RefSeq and is a predicted model, not a curated record. Lineage: Eukaryota; Fungi; Ascomycota; Saccharomycetes; Phaffomycetales; Wickerhamomycetaceae. The coding region runs from base 1 to 1713 and encodes 570 amino acids.
AUGGUUGGUAUUAUUGCUGAUGAAGCAAAACUUUUCAGAAAGAAAAGAGCAAAACAUAAGACAUCAAUAGGUGAGACAGAUGAUUCUUCUGAUAAAAUUGUCUCUCAUUUAGAUGAAUUUAUUCCAAAUUAUGGGAAAUUGUGGAUUCGAGUUCCACAUCUUGUUCAUUUGAACUUUUUGAUGUUCAUUGUUAGUUUGACUGCAACAAAUUCAGGAUUUGAUGGAUCAUUACUAAACGCAUUUCAAUCUAUGGAUGAUUGGAAAAAUGCAAUGGGUAAACCUUCAGGUGCUGUUCUAGGUGCAUUGAAUAAUGGAACUGUUUUUGGCUCUCUUUUAGCUUUCUUCAUUGCGUCUUACUUGUCUGAUAAGUUUGGUAGAAGACAUGCAAUUAGUAUUGGAAAUGUUAUCAUGAUCUGUGGUGUGAUUGUUCAAAGUUGUGCUGGGACUUGGUUGAAUACUACCGAUCAAGCAAUUCACAAUGACAAACGUUGUUUCGCAAUGUCCUUGGUUGCACGUAUAAUUCUUGGCUUUGGUGCUAUGAUUUCAGGUGUGGGUGCCCCUCCAUUGAUGUCCGAGUUAGCUUAUCCUUCUCAUAGACAAGCGGUCACUGCAUUCUUCAACUCUAACUGGUACUUGGGCUCCAUAAUCUCAGGGUGGGUUUCUUUUGGUACCCGUAAUCUGGGAAAUAACUGGUGCUGGAGAAUUCCAACAAUCUUGCAAGCAUUUUUCCCUAUAAUUCAACUGUUUUUAAUUUAUCUUGUUCCUGAGUCACCAAGAUACUUGAUUUCCAAGGGACAUCCUGAAAAGGCCAGAGAAAUCUUUGUGAAAUAUCAUGCGGGUGGUAAUGAAGAACUAUGUAGCGGAUUGAUUGACUUUGAAAUGUCUGAAAUCCAAUCUGCUAUUGAACAGGAAGUUAUAGCUGACAAAUCAUCAUAUAAGGACUUCUUCAGAACUCCUGGUAACAGAAAACGUUUAUUUUUGGCAUGCUUCAUUGGUAUUAUUAUGCAAUUAUCAGGUAAUGGGCUAGUGUCAUAUUAUUUGAAUAAAGUCUUGAACUCAAUUGGUGUGACUUCAACAACGGAACAAUUGAUUUUCAAUGGUGGGUUGCAAAUUUACAACUACGGUAUUUCAAUCAUCAUUAACUUGACAUUAUUCCAAAAGGGUAAAAGAAGAAUCGUGUUUAUCACGUCAAUUGCGAUGAUGUUACUUUUCUAUGUUAUCUGGACAAUAUUAUCAGCUAUUAAUCAGAAAAGAAACUUUGAGGAUAAAUCCUUAGGAAAAGGUGUGAUGGCAAUGAUUUUCUUGUAUUAUUUGUCCUACAAUUUGGGAUUGAACGGUUUACCGUACUUAUAUCUUACAGAAAUAAGUGGGUUCUUCUUAAGAACCAAGGUUAUCAACACUUGUCAACUUAUUCAGCAAUUUGCAUCUAUUUAUAAUGGGUUUGUGAAUUCAAUCGCUAUGGAUGCUAUCGAAUGGAAGUAUUAUAUUGUUUAUUGUUGUAUUUUGGCUGUUGAGCUUGUUGUUGGUUAUUUUACUUUCGUGGAAACUGGUGGAUUAACAUUGGAAGAAGUUGCUGAAGUCUUUGGUGAAAGUAUUGGUGAUGUUGAUUAUAAUUACAUCAAGGAGAAGAAUGCUAUAGCCACGGGUCACAUUGAAGAAGCUUCACCUCACGAAGAUAGCGCCAGCACCGAGAAAAGUGCAAAUCUGGUUUAA